AGCAUGUGAUUUUCAAGGUGAGUGAGGCAAUUGCAAUAUAAUUAAAUAAGCAUUUAGUGAUAAAAUGAGUACUCAUCUGGAGUCAUCAAUAAUUGGCAGCAGGCAAGGGAGAACUCCUCCAAAGAGUUGUUGGGCAAAGUUUCUGGGUCUUGUAGAAAGUUGCUUGAGAGAUGAAGAUAAGGUAAAAUGGGUUGAAAACAUGAGAGGGAGCCUGAGUUUGAUGGCUUCUAUAAUCGCCACAAUGACCUUUCAACUCGCCACUAACCCGCCGGGCGGCGUCUUUCAGGCAAAUGGCGGAGUUCCAGUAUCUUAUGCUAAGAUUUGUCUGGACAAUGAUACCAUUCAAUGCCCAGGAGAAGCUGUGAUGGCUGUUGUGUACGAGAAGGUUUAUACAAAUUUCUUGAUUUGCAACACCGUCUCCUUCAUCGCGUCCCUCACUGUUUGUCUCUUGCUGGUGAGUGGAAUCCCUCUCAAACAUCGACUCGUCAUAUGGGUUUUGUCGAUCGGCAUGUGCAUCACCACCACCAGCCUCGCUCUCACCUACAUGUUUGCGGCCUCCAUGGUCACACCAGAUCCCGUUUGGGAGGCUGCUGAUAAAAUGUUUGGACGAGUACUCGAAAUCUGGGUUCUCUUGCUAGGAAUCGUGGGUGUUUAUCUCAUCAUACGAAUGGUUUACCGUGUGGUUAAAUGGAUCAUUAAAUGUUGUCGCCCGCGGCCACAACAAUGAGAAUCGCACGAGCUAGCUAGCUUGCAUCGUAUGGUUGCAAUUGGUUGCAGAUUAUGAAUAAACGUUAUAUACGUACGUACGGUUUCAUGUGAGUAUGCAUGAUUUACGAAAUUUGUCGUAUUUAAUUUUUGUUCGAGUACAUUACAGGGGUACUCUUGAUCCUGCUUUCAUACGUGGAAGAGAAGUUAUAUCUUAGAUUAAUGCCUUAAUGGUGUUGUUGUCCAUUUAGUACUUUGUUUAAUGCCUUAAUGCCUUAAAGAUGCAUGUGUGACAUGUGUGACAUGUUUUUGUGGAUUUGUAUCCUUUAAAGUUGGGAAGAAUAUUUGCAGAGAGUACACUUCCA
Molecule: messenger RNA, 1070 nt
Organism: Lotus japonicus
Lineage: Eukaryota; Viridiplantae; Streptophyta; Magnoliopsida; Fabales; Fabaceae
Exons: 1
Coding region: 65-727 (220 amino acids)
Source: RefSeq, a predicted model, not a curated record